UCCAGCACUUUGCUUGUUUUGUUUCUUCAGCAAAAUUUUGCAAAACACUCAGCAAAUAUAUAUUUCCUUUAAAGGAAAAAAAAUUCAACUUUUUUUGGUUUAAAAUAAAAAUAAAAAUAAAAAUCGUGGAUUACUAGGUUUUUUCGUAAUUGACGGUAACCUUGUUUCAAAGUUUUAAAAUUUAUUUGUCUUUUCUUGAUCUUGUCAAGUUUUUAAAGAAAUUCUCAGUUUUUUUCUAUUAGUUCACGCACAAAAGAAAAAAAAAAUUUGAUUCAAGAAAUACCCAAUUUGUGUUUUGAUUUGAGUAGUUUGAAAGGAAAAUGAGUUUUAGCUUUAAGCAAUCAGGUUUAGCUACAUGCAUGAAUGUUACAAAUUCUGGGUUUCAUAAAAGAUUAAUUUCAACAAUUUGUAGCAGAUCUUCGUUUUCACCAUGUUUGAACCUUCAAAAUCCGGAAAGAAGAAAUCUUUCAGUGUCAAAACCAUUGCAUAUUUCAUCGAUUGAGAAAAUUAAUGAGAAAAAAACAGUGUUUGAAUGCAAGGCUUAUGAAGCUGACAAGUCACAACCUAUUGAAGUUGAAGUGAAAUCAGAAGCUGCAAAAAGGUUGAAAAUUGGGAUUUAUUUUGCAACUUGGUGGGCUUUGAAUGUCGUUUUCAAUAUAUAUAACAAGAAGGUUUUGAAUGCUUACCCUUACCCAUGGUUGACUUCAACUUUGUCCCUUGCUUGUGGUUCUUUGAUGAUGUUAAUUUCAUGGGCUACGAGGAUUGCUGAGACCCCAAAAACAGAUUUUGAGUUUUGGAAGACUUUGUUUCCGGUUGCUGUAGCACAUACCAUUGGACAUGUAGCAGCAACCGUGAGUAUGUCGAAGGUUGCAGUUUCGUUCACCCACAUCAUCAAAAGUGGUGAACCGGCUUUCUCUGUCUUGGUUUCGAGGUUCUUGCUUGGAGAGACCUUUCCUCCAUCGGUUUAUUUGUCCCUUGUUCCGAUCAUCGGUGGUUGUGCUCUUGCCGCUGUAACCGAACUCAACUUCAAUAUGACUGGUUUUAUGGGAGCUAUGAUAUCGAACUUUGCAUUUGUCUUACGUAACAUAUUCUCGAAAAAGGGGAUGAAGGGGAAAUCCGUUAGCGGGAUGAACUACUACGCGUGUCUAUCUUUGUUGUCUCUCUUAAUUCUUACACCUUUCGCCGUUGCCGUAGAGGGACCACAGAUGUGGGCAGCAGGAUGGCAAAAGGCCUUAUCGGAAAUAGGACCACAGUUUGUCUGGUGGGUAGCAGCGCAAAGUAUCUUCUAUCAUCUCUACAAUCAAGUCUCAUACAUGUCCCUUGAUGAGAUCUCUCCCUUGACAUUUAGCGUUGGGAACACCAUGAAACGUAUAUCCGUUAUAGUCUCCUCAAUCAUCAUCUUCCACACGCCGGUACAGCCCAUCAAUGCUCUCGGAGCUGCAAUCGCGAUCCUCGGAACCUUCUUGUAUUCCCAGGCAAAAGCGUGAGGAAAAUCAGGGUUUUGAGAAUUUUGAUUCAUCAUGUACCAUAGAUGAUGAAAAAAAGAGCAAAUAUCAUCUGGAAGAAGUUACCUCAGAUGAGACCAUGUUUUAAUGUCUUUUUCUUUAGUAUUGGAUUGAUGCUGGAUUUUGGUCAUAGUGUAGAUAUAUAUAUAUAUAUAUAUAUAAUAAUGAUGAUUAUAAACAAUGUCAUACAAGGAUUAAUGUUGUGAACCUUUUGUCUUUGUCAGCUAAAAUGAAUAAAGAGCAAAGAGAACAUUGUUGCAA
This is a messenger RNA of Gossypium arboreum, 1766 nucleotides long. RefSeq names its product glucose-6-phosphate/phosphate translocator 1, chloroplastic-like. Gene Ontology annotation, biological process: transmembrane transport. Lineage: Eukaryota; Viridiplantae; Streptophyta; Magnoliopsida; Malvales; Malvaceae. The record is from RefSeq and is a predicted model, not a curated record. Gene Ontology annotation, molecular function: antiporter activity; phosphoglycerate transmembrane transporter activity; triose-phosphate transmembrane transporter activity. Gene Ontology annotation, cellular component: membrane; Golgi apparatus. The coding region runs from base 321 to 1487 and encodes 388 amino acids. The transcript has 5 exons.